UGGCUGCGAUGGCAUCACAAUGAGGGCAGCUAGAAAAGGGCCAGCAGCAGCUGUGCCCCAGUGCUAGCUGGCCAGACCAUGGCUGCCCUGCUCUUCCUUGCCCUGGGGGCCCUAAUCCUCAGCCAGGGCCCACGGCCAGCGGGUGAUGGGCUGGAUGAGGAGACGCGCGUGCGCAUGCGGGAGCGAGAGGAGAUGCUGAAGAGGGAGAUGGCUCGGCUGCUGCGGGAGGUGGAGAGGCAGGAGAAGGCCCUGCAUCUGAGGAGCCAGCAGCAGAGCGGCUUUGUCUGGUGGGCCUUGCAGCAGUGGCAGUCCUGGGCCCUUGCUGCAGCCCUGCUCCUGCUCUGCGGGCGGCUCAGCAAGAGGCAGCCAGCCAGCAGCAGCAGCAAGGAGGGCAGCCCCAGCAAGAAGCCGCAGAAGAGGCUGGUGUGCAAAGCCUGGCAGAAGGUGCCUCUGGCCUCGCUGGACUCCCCUGCCGCGGUGCAGGACAUGCUGCGCAAACUUCUGGACACCUGCCAGAAACUGUACCACCGCACCUGUGUGCCACGGCUGGGGCGACCCAUCAUCCUGGACGCCCCAGAAGGCUGCAGCACAGGCAGCUGUGUCUACAAGGUGCUCAUUCCCCUCUCGGCACCCCACGGACAAGCCUUCCGCCUGGAGCAGACGCCCGUGGGCUUCUACAAAAUCGGGGUUUGGCAGCGCUGCGCCUGCAGACAGCGCCUGAUCUGCUUCCGCCACUCCCCUGAGGAAGAGCUGCAGAGGUUUGGGGCUGCCAGCAUCGCGGACUCCGACCUCUGCCGUGGCCCCUACCUGGAUCUGGAGAGAACCUACUUCUGGUUUCACAGGGUGCUGGCCGAGUGCUGGAAAUUAUUCCCGCAGUUCAGGCACUACGAGCCAGAGGUGCUGGCCUCCAAGCGCUCCUGCACGCUCCGCCUGACCUCCCCUUCCCAAAGUACUCUCCUCAUCGAGAUGACAUUUGGGUUGCAGAUGAAAGCGGGCGUCUUCAAGGACGUUCAUUAGGCAGAGCUGUAGCAGGACAGUCCAUCUCUCCAGCUGCCUGCCUCAGGUUCUCCCCAUCUAUCAACUGCUUUUUGCCUCUCGGUGUUACAGGCCCUCCCUCAUUCUCUUGGUUCGUUAGUUUGACAUCAAGCAAUGUUUCCUCAUUAAGUCUUAGAUGUAAGGUUUUAGGAUCCUUUUAAGCCAGUCAGCAGUGUUCUAGGUCUAGGAUAAGAGGUGUUACUAGGUUA
This is a messenger RNA of Apus apus (common swift), 1244 nucleotides long. Its product is annotated as inositol 1,4,5-trisphosphate receptor-interacting protein-like 1. NCBI's taxonomy places the organism in Eukaryota, Metazoa, Chordata, Aves, Apodiformes, Apodidae. The record is from RefSeq and is a predicted model, not a curated record. The transcript has 2 exons. The coding region runs from base 79 to 1017 and encodes 312 amino acids.